Molecule: messenger RNA, 1843 nt
Organism: Toxorhynchites rutilus septentrionalis
Lineage: Eukaryota; Metazoa; Arthropoda; Insecta; Diptera; Culicidae
Product: beta-hexosaminidase subunit beta-like
Exons: 7
Coding region: 219-1802 (527 amino acids)
Biological process (GO): carbohydrate metabolic process; ganglioside catabolic process; glycosaminoglycan metabolic process
Cellular component (GO): membrane
Molecular function (GO): beta-N-acetylhexosaminidase activity
Source: RefSeq, a predicted model, not a curated record
GCUUGGUUUAUUAUUUAAUAGUGCAUUUUCGAGCCGAAUCAGCAUACGGUCUCAGUAGGCGACGGCGAUCGGAAGCUGGCAAUUAAGUGCAGACUGAUCUGUUGCGCGAAUCGGUUCCGUAUACAUAACCCAGUGACAGUUCGAUGAAAGUGAGCUUCUUGAGGCAAGUGUUCAUAGUCGUGUGAAUUAGAUCGGUGUAAGGGCCGAAGGAAUUAACCAUGAAACCUGUAUUGUUGGCGUUUGCGAUAGUUCUCGCGAUUGGCACUGCCUCGUCAUACAUUUUGGAACCCGGCCCAGUGGUGAAGGCUACUGUCGGGGAACUAUGGCCCAAACCCAAGUCGCAAACUUCCAGUCCAUCGUACUUCAUUCUUAAAAGAUCCUCCUUUCAACUAAAGGUAACCAACAGAACUUGUGACAUUCUGGAAAAGGCCAUCGAACGAUACCAGAAACUGAUCCUAAGUGUGGGAAGCGAUGAGCGAAGGUCGUCAGCCGAGGUGUCGAAAAAAUCGUGGCGUUCGGAUCCAAAUUUCAUUGGUAACCUCGAGGAAGUGAAGGUCAAUCUGAAGGCGCCUUGCGAACAGUUACCAUACCUUGGAAUGGAUGAAUCAUACGAACUUGUGAUUGAUGAAACACGGGCCAGUAUUGAUUCGUUCUCCAUUUGGGGCAUGUUGAGAGGCUUAGAAUCGUUUUCGCAGCUGGUCGUUGGAAAUAUGCUCCGCGUUAACACCACCACCAUCUCGGACAGCCCCCGGUUUUCCCACCGUGGUCUCUUGGUCGACACCUCGCGUCACUUCAUCAGCAUGAACAUCCUCAUGACGAUCCUGGAUGGGAUGGCAUACAACAAACUGAACGUCUUCCACUGGCACAUUGUGGACGAUCAUGCCUUCCCAUACCAGAGCACAGUUUAUCCUGAACUGAGCGCCCAAGGUGCCUACCGUCCCACGAUGGUUUACACCCCGGAAGACGUACAGAAAGUGAUUGAGGAAGCCCGUUUGAGGGGAAUCCGUGUCAUGUCCGAAUUCGAUACACCCGGUCACACUCGUUCGUGGGGAAUUUCUCAUCCGGAGUUGCUGACGCCUUGUUUCGAUCAAUACGCCGGAAAAUUUGGCCCGAUUGAUCCAACGAAAGAAUCGACGUACACUUUCCUGUACAAUCUGUUCCAGGAAGUCGUAGGUGUAUUCCCAGAUCAGUACAUCCACCUUGGAGGUGACGAAGUUGGCUUCGAAUGCUGGGCCAGUAAUCCAGAUAUUAUGGAGUAUAUGAAGGAAAACAGAUUGUACACGUUUGAGAUGCUAGAGGAGCAAUACAUUCAACGCGUGGUUGAUCAAAUUGAUUCGUUGAACAGAAGUUCACUUGUCUGGCAGGAAGUUUAUGUGAAUGGGGUUCGACUGCCGAAUGGAACCGUUGUGCAUGUAUGGACGGGAAAUCGUCAAGAUCUUCUACAGAGGAUCACUGGUGAUGGUCUUCCUGCUCUGCUGUCGACAUGCUGGUAUUUGGAUCACCUGGCCAUGGGAGGAGAUUGGCGUAAGUUUUAUGAAUGUGAUCCUCACGACUUCGUGGGUAAUCAGAAGCAGAAAGACCUCGUGCUGGGUGGUGAAGCAUGCAUGUGGGCUGAGGCUGUGAAUGAUAACAACAUUGUGCAACGAAUUUUCCCCCGUGUCUCCGCCGUUGCCGAGAAACUGUGGUCUGAGGAGGAUGUUGACGACGCAGAUGAGGCUGCACGUCGCCUGGAAGAACACACCUGCCGUAUGAACCAGCGUAAUAUUCCUGCCCAACCACCGAACGGACCUGGAUUCUGUUAAGAGAAUGAUGUUGGAAAUAAAGUGGUUGUCUUGGAUGGAAA